ACCCACCAAACCCUCAACACAACAACCCAAGACUCCACCCACCAAACCCUCAACACAACAACCCAAGACUCCACCUCCCAAACCCUCAACACAACAGACCCAAACUAGAAUUAUUACACCAUUAACCUGACACAGAGACAGGAUACUGUUAGUUUAGUGUUAGUCUUUGUAACAUUUGUACUUUUGGAAACCCAUUGUGUAACAUACUUUCUCAAUCAUUGUAAACAUAUGUGGAUCAAUAUAAUAAAAUAUAUUGAUGUGUACUUUAACUAUAAUUUCAUCAUCUCAACAAUGUGUUCCUCCUCUGAUGAAAUAAACAUGGUAACUUUAGAACAGAGAAGUUGACAGUUUCAACACUUAGUCACCACAGAUAGCUGAGUUCUCUUGUGGUUUAGAAGUCUAACCUCCGGCCGGUUUGAAUCAGUUUCCCUCUGCAGCAUGUCGACAUGCACUGAGGUCACAACAUGGAAAUCAACAGGAUGUGUCGUGGGAGAAGAGAGAGAGAGAGGAGUCAUGGAAGAAAGAUAUUUUCAGUAGCACUCUGCUGUCAAACUAGUAGCUGACAGAGAAGCUGUUGUGGACCUUACUAUAUUUUAACUGUGUAGUAACUGUGAUAGUAAAGUAACUUUAACAGUAUAGUAACUUUGAUAGUAACUUUAACAGUAUAGUAACUGUGAUAGUAAAGUAACUUUAACAGUAGAGUAACUGUGGUAGUAAAGUAACUUUAACAGUAUAGUAACUGUAGUAGUAAAGUAACUUUAACAGUAUAGUAACUGAGGAGUAACUGUCCAGAAUGAAGAUACUCCAUGUUGUCUCCUGCUUUCUCCUCUCAGCUGUGGUCUGUGUGUUGUCAGGGGUGAUUACAAUGAGAUGGAAAGAAGGAGGAAGCGGUCACAUCAACUGUCCUUAUGAUCGGGGGUAUGAGAAAAAUCCAAAGUACCUCUCUAAGGGGACGUACAGAGACAGAGUUGUUGUCAUCCAAACCCAAACCCAUCGGCACCCAGCGUGGACUCAUCAAGGUAGAUAUUCUCUGUUUGACGACACAAAGAGAAGAGUCUUCACUGUGACCAUCACUAACCCGGUCCCAGAGGAUUCAGGGACCUACUGGUGUGGAGUGGAUACAUGGGGACCUGAUCAGCCAGCUGAAGUCAGGCUCACUGUGGACAGAGCUCCUGUUCCUCCCAACCCUGGCUCCAUCACCUCCAGACCUCUCCUCUCCACGUCACACCCAUCAACAAACAUCACCAUGACAACUGACUCCUCAAACUCCGCUACUGAUAGGACCAAUGGAACAGUAGGAACAACAGCAUCACCACCCACAGACAUGGCUAGAACACAAUGUAACAACAGCAUCACCCUCACAGACAUGACUAGAACACAAGGUGUUGUGAUGUUCUCUGGUGUUGUUCUGGGUGUUGUUCUACUACUGCUGGGUCUGCUGCUGUUCAUGUUUUUCAGACAGAGGAGAGACCGAGACAGGAGACCAACAGCAUCCAAACACUCUGCCAGACUGUUGGUGUCUGACUCCAUGACACCCAACCUAGAUCCAAACACAGGAACCAUCACUAACCCCAUCUACGCCACCACAACCAAUCAGAACCCAGACACAGCCUGUGACAUCACAACCAUCUAUGCCACGGCAACCAAUCCUUGUCCAGAUGGCCUCUACUCCAAUGUUGGUCCGACAGUGAGCUACACUACUGUCAACUUCUCCAGAGAUCCAGCCUGACUCCACUGUGCUACUGUCAACUUCCCCAGAGAUCCAGCCUGACUCCACUGUGCUACUGUCAACUUCUCCAGUGAUCCAGCCUGACUCCACUGUGCUACUGUCAACUUCCCCAGAGAUCCAGCCUGACUCCACUGUGCUACUGUCAAAUUCCCCAGAGAUCCAGCCUGACUCCACUGUGCUACUGUCAACUUCCCCAGAGAUCCAUCCUGACUCCACUGUGCUACUGUCAACUUCCCCAGAGAUCCAGCCUGUCUCCACUGUGCUACUGUCAACUUCCCCAGAGAUCCAGCCUGUCUCCACUGUGCUACUGUCAACUUCCCCAGAGAUCCAGCCUGACUCCACUGUGCUACUGUCAACUUCCCCAGAGAUCCAUCCUGACUCCACUGUGCUACUGUCAACUUCCCCAGAGAUCCAGCCUGACUCCACUGUGCUACUGUCAACUUCCCCAGAGAUCCAGCCUGACUCCUGUGCUACUGUCAACUUCCCCAGAGAUCCAGCCUGACUCCACUGUGCUACUGUCAACUUCCCCAGAGAUCCAGCCUGACUCCACUGUGCUACUGUCAACUUCCCCAGAGAUCCAGCCUGACUCCACUAUGAUACUGUCUCCUUCAGUAAAGACUCUGAAGCUAGUAUCCACCCAGACACCUCAUAAUGUACUGCACCAUUAAACACAGAAUUAAUUAAUGUUGUCAUUUGUUCAUGUUUUCAUGUUGUCAUUUAGUCAUUCAUUUGUGCUUUUAAAUAAUUCAUUUAUUUGAUCGUUCAUUUGUUAAUUAGUUAAUGUAUUCAUUUAAUAAUGAAUUCAUUUGUUUAUUAUUAUUCAUAUUUUUUUUCAUAUCGUGUAUUUAUUUAUUUGUUUGUUCGUUCAUCAUUCGCUAGUUAAAUCAUCUGUUCAUUCAUUAUUUAGUUUGUCGGUUCGUCCGUUCAUUCAUUAUUUGUUAAUUCAUUCAUAUUUUUAUUCAUUUUUAAAAAUGUAAUUUGUUCAUAAAUAUUCAUGAAUGGAUUUUUUGUUUGUUCCUUCAUUCAUUAUUCGUUAGUUCAAUCAUCUGUUUGUUUAGUUGUUAUUUUGUUUGUCAGUCAUUACAUUCAGCACGUCCAUUCAUUCAUUCAUUGUUUCUACUGUGAAUGUAACACUGACUUGAACAAACAGAGACAGUUUGUAGCUUUUAGGAACCUUUGAUUAUUCAGUGUUUUUUACUCCACUUGAUGGGAAAUGAGACUCUGUGUAUUUAUCAAUAAAGCACCAAUAUAUUUCUA
Molecule: messenger RNA, 2986 nt
Organism: Oncorhynchus tshawytscha (Chinook salmon)
Lineage: Eukaryota; Metazoa; Chordata; Actinopteri; Salmoniformes; Salmonidae
Product: CMRF35-like molecule 3
Exons: 6
Coding region: 794-1729 (311 amino acids)
Source: RefSeq, a predicted model, not a curated record